GGGGCACAUUCCUUCAGUCUGCACACAAACACACGUGUGAUACUGGGUCAGUGGGGACAAGAGGCGCAGCUCCUCGCUUCUCGAAUAUAAUCAGAAGUGCCAUGACCUAACCGAGGACUUAAACGAAACUGGAAAUUGUUCAAAUGGGGAAUUCAGGGGUGUGUUGUGGCAAUCUGGAGGAGCACAAGGGGCUGAUGAAGAUGGGUCUUUGUAUGGUGUUAGUAGGGCAUGUGAACUUCCUGCUGGCCGCUUUGGUCCAUGGUGUGGUGCUGAGACACUUCAGCCUCCAGCGGGGACAGGCCAUGGAAAGCGCCAUCUCGAACGUCAUUGCCCUGGCAGCGGGCCUGCUGGGUGUCAUUAUUGGUAUAUUGAUUAUUGUUCUGUCCAAAAACUGGAAGAACCGUGUGCUGACCUGGUCACUGUUCAUGUCAAGUGCUGUAGCUGUUCUAGUGGCUGCCGCUUCAGUCAUUGGCCUCACGGUGUCCUUGGUAAAGACCAUCAUUCAUGGCGACAAGAGAUUACUCAUUUACUGCGGCUACAGUGAUGGCAGGAGUCACCUAACCAUUGCCAAUGACUGUCCUUUUGACCCCACACGGAUUUUUAGCACCACGAUAGUCCUGUGGGUCCCACUGAUACUGAUGAGUGCAGUGGAGAUGGUGUUCUCAUGUCGCUUAUUUAAGGUCUCCAUCUCCUACCUCGGUCUGCCCUGGUGCCUCCGCAAACAACAUUUACCAGAUGAGAGCACACCGAUGAAAACCCUGGGAGCGGCCGAGCCCCGCUACUCACCCCCGUCCCGUCGUUGCCAAGGAGACGAGGCACGGAAACUGUCCGCUAUUAGACCUCCAGAGAUGCACGGGCCACCGCCUCGCUCCGCGUCCUCCGGUCGGCGCGGCCAUCGACCCUCCGCGUCCCCGUUUAGCCGCGCGGCGCUGGAGAGAUCCAGUAUCUGGAUCUGAUGAUCGGCCGGACCGCGGCACCAAGUCAAAUUUUAUACAUUAAAUAUAGGCUACGUAUUAAAAAACUGACGGUCAAAAAGUGUGAUGUCAACAUUGCUUUUCUACUUUAAUUAAAGAGGGAGACCAGCUAAAACUAGCCAACCGGCCUAGGCUAUGAGGGAUAUUAACAGUUCAUAUGAAUUUCACAUAUUUUUAAUACGCAUUUUUAUUUCUUUAUAUCAUAUAUCAUAUUUAUAUUUAAACAAAAAAAUUAAAUCAAGUUAUUUUCAAUUUAAAAGGCACUCUCGAUCUCUGUUGCAUUCUGGGAAAUUAAGUGUUUGUCCCCCUUGAUUUGCAUGAACUAAUUGAUUAAAUAUGAUUGUAUAUCUAUUUACCAUGCUAUUAUUAUUACUAUUAUUAUUAACUAAACAAUUAACGUUUUUGUUUAUUGAAAAAUGUAAGUUCAUAAAAAUGACAAAAUGUAACUAAUUUAAAAUGAAAACAUGAUAAAUUGAAAAUAUUAAUAAAAAAUAUUAAUUACUAAACAUAAUACUUUACAACUAAUACUAUGUACAGCAUUAAACAAUGUCAACAUUGCUUUUCUAUCCUUAAAAUUAGAUCAGUUUCAGAAUUUAUAUUUGAAUUACAUUAAUUUCUUUAAAUGCAAUUUCCGUUUAAUUAUUUUAGUUUCCUUGCAUUCUAUUCAGUUGAAUUUAAACCAAAAUCAGGAAUUGUAUUGGAGUUUUGAAAACGUUCUUAAUUCGACUCUGAAUGUAGCACGCUUUGUGAUCAUGUGACAAGAUUGAUCAAUACGUUAGUGACACAUUAAGUGUAUGUUAUGUACAGGAUAGUGUUGUGUAAGAAUCACUCUCAGGCGACAUUCUAAACACAGAAGUAUAUUUUUCAACGUCAGUAAAAGGGGACAAUCAUCAUGUCCUCGCAUGAGGUUUUCAUGCAACAUAAUAGAGGAAAGUUGCCAUAGAGGGUGCAGCAUCAAAUAUGGUCUCGGUACAAAUAUGGAAGCGACAUGGAUGCCAGCAACGUGAGAGAGCUACACAUGUUUUGAGAGUGGGCAUGUAUGGGGUUCACGAGCUAAUACUGUAUGUUACAAAAGCAGGAGCACCUGGACAAUUCAGGUCAUGGAAUGUCAGUCGUUGCAUAAAACGAAAAAAGAAAAACUAAAGCAGUGGCCUUCUCCUUACACCUGUUCAUUCAAGAGUGGAAAUAAGCCCUUAGUGAUCGCUUUCGGUAUUCAAACUCUUUAUCUAAAGGUGAGACAUGAUUAUAAAUUAUAGCAUUGUACAUUCCUGUCUAUGUUGUUGAUGGAAACCUAAGAUUGUGGUUUUUGAGUACCAUAUGAUGCAGAAUAAAGGUGUCACGAGUUUGCUGCUUCAAA
Messenger RNA from Puntigrus tetrazona (Sumatra barb), 2331 nucleotides. RefSeq names its product transmembrane protein 54b (gene tmem54b). The transcript is spliced from 6 exons. The coding region runs from base 144 to 956 and encodes 270 amino acids. NCBI's taxonomy places the organism in Eukaryota, Metazoa, Chordata, Actinopteri, Cypriniformes, Cyprinidae. The record is from RefSeq and is a predicted model, not a curated record.